AUGUCGAAUUACACAGGCCCACCGAAUCACCAAGGCAAUGCGUACGGCCAGCAAGGCUCGGGUUAUUACCCCAACCAGCCGAACCAGCACAAUCAGCCGCCGACCGGCUACUACGAAUCUGGGGCACCACCACCAAACAAUUAUCCCCAAUACGGAUCUGGCCCUUCGCCAAACAAUCAACAGUCCUACCCACCACCGUACAAUCAGCAAGGAGGUCAGCCGCCCGGCCCUGCAGGUUAUGGAUACCCACCCCAAGGUGCCAGCCAGCAACAAUCUCAACCUCCGGGUGAGAGCUCUUCGUACUAUGGAACUGGUGCACCGCAUUCCGCGCAAGCUGGCUAUGGACCUGGACCUGGACCUGUAGACCCGCAGGGCGACAGAGGCUUAGGAUCAACACUUGCGGGAGGCGCUGCGGGAGGAUUCGCUGGUCACAAAAUGGGCGGUGGAUUUCUCGGAACUGCAGGUGGUGCCGUCUUAGGCGCAGUUGGAAUGAACAUGGCCACACAUGAAAUGUCAGUCCAUUGA
Penicillium angulare is the source of this 525-nucleotide messenger RNA. RefSeq lists its product as uncharacterized. The record is from RefSeq and is a predicted model, not a curated record. Lineage: Eukaryota; Fungi; Ascomycota; Eurotiomycetes; Eurotiales; Aspergillaceae. The transcript is spliced from 2 exons. Bases 1 to 525 code for a protein of 174 amino acids.